Gaeumannomyces tritici R3-111a-1 is the source of this 1158-nucleotide messenger RNA. RefSeq lists its product as hypothetical. Lineage: Eukaryota; Fungi; Ascomycota; Sordariomycetes; Magnaporthales; Magnaporthaceae. The record is from RefSeq and is a predicted model, not a curated record. The transcript has 2 exons. The coding region runs from base 1 to 1158 and encodes 385 amino acids.
AUGUCUUUCUCGGGCCCUGUCGUCGCUGGCAUCAGCCUGGGCUCUGCCAUCCUCGCAGCCAUCAUCGCCGCCUGCGUCGUUUUCGUCAUAGUCCGCACCCACUACGUGACCACUAUUGAUUGGCUGAACGGCAGAGGAGCCCGUGGUUUCCGGCCAUCCCCUCAUUCCCAGGAAACAGCCGCCUUGUGUGUGGCUAACAUAGAGGCCAUCUUCGUCGACGGUCUCAUCACCGCCCACCUUCCAAGCAUGGUGACCAGUCUCAAAUGCGCCAUCUCCAGACUUGUCCUCAUGUACAACGUAAGAUACUGCGACGUCAACCUUUCCGACACGUCGCUCUUCGAUGCUGUGGCCGGUCCGCACCAAGACUGGGGCAUUAUCCUCAACAAGAAUAACGACAGCAGGCGCCAGGAGGCCGCAGUUCAGCACCUUGUUGCCCGCAUCCUGCACUCGCGUAUGACGCCCGAGGGAGACGCCGCCACCACCCUGCUCCCUCCCGACAUCUUUUCAGUCUACCAGAAGAUGAUGGCCCGGGGCCCCAGCCGCCUCUCGGACAGGUACCCCGGGGAAUGCGCCUGGGAGUCCGAGACCUUCGCCGGCGUCAUGCGUCACGCCUGGCGGGCACAACAAGCCAAAAAUGAAGCUCUCGACGACGGCGACCCGCGCAUGAAGAACAUCCUCGCCACCGAGCAGCUCCUAAAGGAUGUCCUAGGCCACUUCAGCCUGCGCUUCUCAGAGGAUCACGGAGAUCUCAACGGGCGCCUUCGUGACGUCACGUGGACUGCUGCCAGACUCGCCUUCCUCGCGUUCUCCUCGGCCAGGCCGGUGGAGCUGUUCUGGCCCGCCAGCGGCCGCCCCGAGACAAACGCCCCCAACAACGACGAGCUUAUCCUGAUCUGCUUCGGCGUGCGAAUCCGCAACCGCAUCCCGGGCGCGCAGAUGAUCAAGGAGGGCAGGCGACUGGAAAUGGAAGAUCUGUUCUGGGAGACUCUGAUGCAUCCCGAGGAUCACGAGGCUGAAAAGAGAAAGCGCGAUGUGGAUACGAGACUCGAUAAGGCAAAGGAGCGUCGGGGUGGCAGCCUCUGGGCCACCAGGGCCCACGAGGGCCUCAAUAGCCUUGUUCCUGGGUCCUCAGCCCGCGCUCAUCCAUAUGGGCUGUGA